Messenger RNA from Lepus europaeus (European hare), 807 nucleotides. It is a transcript of the gene ODF4, whose product is annotated as outer dense fiber of sperm tails 4. NCBI's taxonomy places the organism in Eukaryota, Metazoa, Chordata, Mammalia, Lagomorpha, Leporidae. The record is from RefSeq and is a predicted model, not a curated record. The transcript has 4 exons. Bases 1 to 807 code for a protein of 268 amino acids. Gene Ontology annotation, cellular component: plasma membrane.
AUGAGACAAAAAGCAGGGGUCCAGAUGGAGGCCCCGUUGACCAGAUAUAACAGCCAGGUCCGCCGGAACUCUCGGCUGCCCUUUCAAUGGCGAAUCACACACAGCUCCCGCUGGAUGGCACAGGUGCUGGCCUCAGAGCUCAGCCUCAUAGCCUUCCUCCUGCUGCUGGCCAUGGUCUUCUCCAGGAGGUGGUUACACCCCUCUGGGAGCCGCUUCCAUCAGCGCUGGCCGGCGAACGUCAGCAAAAGAAUCCACACUUCAAUCCACGUCAUGUCCAGGGGGCUCCUGCAAGCCUGCAAGCCCUGGAGCUGUUCCAGCUCAGACCACGAGAAAGACAGUUCCAAGCUGUGGACAAACCAGCCGCCCUUUGUGGUGGCCAGGAUCAUCUUCACCCUGGCCGUGGGGGUGGGCUUCGUCCUCACCAUCUGGUUGCACCUGCCCUACCUGCCCCGACUUCAGAGAGUGCCCGCCUUUGGCUUGAUUGGGAUCAUCUUGAGCUUCAGUGAAGUCACCUUCAUUUUCUCCACCCUCAUGUUGUUCCCUGUCAACCUCUGGCUCUUGGAGUUGAGGAAGAAUUUCUCCGUCCCCAUUGGCUGGAGCUAUUUCCUUGGUUGGCUGGUGUUUGUCCUGUACAUCGUCUGUGCGGUCCUUUGUUACUUCAACCAUAAGAGUUUCUGGAGACUGAUUCUGACCCACUCUUCUGCCACCGUGUCCUGCUGCAGCAGCUCCAGCUCAGAGGAAUCUCUGAGCGAGUCGAACAUCUCCGACACCACUAGCAACCACGAGGAAUUCCUGAAUUCCCAGUAA